GAAAAAGAGUCAAGCAGGCAGUGUGUGAAAAAUUUAGCAAAAAUGUGGUAUUUAUUUAAAUAAAUUUAUUAAAUAGCUGCAGCGUAAAGCGUUAGGCAAGAAAAUUGUAUAAAUUUAAGCGCACAAGAAACCCAAAGCAAUGAAUUAGCUUCCGUAAGAAAAGACUUAGAGCGUCGCUGUGCUGCAAACACACUUGACAAAAAUUUUGAGGACGGCCCGAACGAAGCCCACAGAGCAAAGCAAAGCAGAUGACAGAUGCAAAAUUGUGUGCGACGUGCGAAUUUGAUGUGAAAUUUGUAGAAGAUAAAGAUAAGCAACGGUUAAAGGGGCGCUGCUGCAAACAAUUCUAAUUAUACAACAGCGCAACUGAAAGUGUGUGCCCCCAACCCUCUCUCCAUCUGAAUAUAAGCCAAGAACGAAACUAGUUAUACACACAGCGGCCUUAAAACGGCACGGGGCACGGUACAGGUAACGGGAGCAGCAGCAGUAGCAGCGGCAUCAGCAACGGCAGCAGCAGCAGUAGCAACAGCAACGACGACGACGACGCAGACGAAAGGCAAAUCGGCGCAGCGGAGUGCGAGGCCACUGGCAAUGGAUAAAAUCAAACUAAAGGUGAUUGGCGUGCUGCGCGAGCGCGACGGCGGCACGAAUGUAAAUCGCAGCAGCACGGGCAUUUCAACGGCAGGCGGCAUUGUGGGCAGUCAUCAGGUGGGCAGCUUGGGCGUGGCCGUCACUAUUGGGGUCACAGGGCAGGACAAUGGCAAUGCCAACGGCAGCAGCGACAAUAAUCAUCUGAAUGGCCACGCCCCGAACAACGAUGCUGCGGCGAGUGCGUCAAAUGAAACUGGUGCAGUCGCUGGCGUGGGCGCUGUCAAUGGCAACGGCACAACGGGCGCUAGCGGAGCAGCACGCACCUCGGUGCUGUCACGGCCGCAGACUUCCAAAAUCAGCGCACUGGAUUUGGCGGGCAUAUUGAAUACGCGUCGCCGCCUGGAAUGGACCAAGGAAUGGCUGCGCAAGAACCAAGCGGAAUUCCUAAGCAAAGAGAAUCUAUUGAAUGAGCUGCAGUCGCGCAAGGAUGAGUGCUACCAUUUGAAUUACUUCCUAGCCAUAACGGAGAGUCAGUUUCGGCAUCUGGUGCAGAAGCUGGAGCCGAUUAUAAGUCAAUAUGCGCCGCAGCGCAAAAAGAAAUCGUUUAGCGCCGAGGAGAGAUUGGCCAUAACGCUCAAGUAUUUGGCAACGGGUGAAGUGCAUUCUUGUCGUAACUACUGCUUCCGUGCCUCGAAAUUUGUGAUAAACGAAAUGAUUGCCAAUAUCUGUUUGGGCUUCUACGAGCAUCUCAAGGACCAAUACGUGACACUACCAAAGACUGAUGAACAGUGGCUCGCCUGCGCCACCGAUAUGGAGCGCAAACACCAACUGCCCAUGUGCGUGGGCAAUCUAUUUAUGCGCAGCAUACAACUCCAGCAUACGGCCAACAAUACGGAUGAACGCAAGCGUGCCAAUGGCGGCAACAGCAAUUCCAAUUCAAUUUCUGCUGCCGCAAACAGUGGAACGGGCAUUAUCUUCACAGCCAUCGUUGAUGCCGACAACAACUUCCAGCAUGUGCAGGUGGAGCAUGCCACACACAGCACACGCGCCACAGAGCUCUACACACAGUCCACUGCCAGGCUGGCCAUCGAGCAGAAGCUGCACACGCUCAAGUCACAGACGGAGCAGCGCAAGGGCGGCGGCGGCGGCUUCUAUCUAGCGGCAGAUGCAGUGCUGCCCAGCAGCAGCUACGUGGUCAGCACGCGGAAUAUGCCCAAGGAUACGGCUACCUAUGCAGCGCUGGAGCAAAUCAAUGCGCAUGCGGAUCAAACAAUGCGCAUUCUAUGCAACAUGUUUCCCAUUUUGGCGCAACCGCUGCGUGUGAGUGAAAAGCACAUUGGCGAGGUCGUGCUCGGCUGUGUGGCGCUCUACAAUUUUCUGCGCAAGACGGACACAUCGUUUCGUAGGAAUAGCGACAGCAUAGUGCAGCAACGUGCUGGUCUGGAGCAGCCACAGCCAGCUUAUGUGGAUAGCGAGGAUAUUGAUGAUGAUUGCAUUAUGCUCGCCACGGAGGAAGAGUUGCGUGAACGUGCCGAGUUUACGCCAAGUGUGGGCUUAACCAGCUGCUUUCAAAGCUUGCACGCGCAGUCGGGUGACACGCCCGAGGGACAUGCCAAACGGGAUUGGCUGCUGCAGCUACAGCAACAGCAGCAGCAGCAACAACAACAACAGCAGCAGCAGCAGCUACAACAACAACAGCAACAGUUGUCGUCGCAGCAGCAACCAUUUGUCAAUGGGGGUUUAUAUUAGUGCAAUUUGUUUAUAAGUUUAACUUUACGAAUUUUUUUUCUGUGUAUAGUUCCUUGUUUUCUCUAAUUCUCUACUACUAUAUGAUGUAUAUUUUCCAAUA
Messenger RNA from Drosophila busckii, 2440 nucleotides. RefSeq lists its product as uncharacterized. The transcript has 3 exons. The record is from RefSeq and is a predicted model, not a curated record. The coding region runs from base 592 to 2340 and encodes 582 amino acids. Gene Ontology annotation, molecular function: transcription cis-regulatory region binding. Gene Ontology annotation, biological process: regulation of transcription by RNA polymerase II. Gene Ontology annotation, cellular component: nucleus. Lineage: Eukaryota; Metazoa; Arthropoda; Insecta; Diptera; Drosophilidae.